ACAGGCCAUAACCAAGAUUUUGAAAAAUAAUUAUAAUUGAUUAUUUAACAAUCCAUGGCAAUCCGUUUAGAUAGAGACAUGUCUUACAUUUAUUCAAGGUAUUGACAUCAAUAAAAAUGGAUCGACUUCAUUUUAUUUUAUAUUUUAAGAAUAAAUCUAACUACUCAAAAAUUGAAGGCUUUCUUUACUUAUUAGCGAGGGCCUCCAUGUAAAAGCUUCUGAGAAGCAAUAGAUUAAAUUAUAAUAGGCAAUUCAUUAAAAUACCAAUAAACACAGAACAUGACUGAUAUGAUCACCCUAAACCAGCAGCCCUUACGAUAGCUGAUGCCAAGAAUGCUGCAUGUUUUGAAAGCUUCCAGAAAUGUUGGGAAAAACAAUAGUAUUGAAUUAAACAAGACUUGAAUAUUGGCGUAGGUCACUGAAUACAAUUAGUUUCCUUUUGUCUUGGAUAAGCUACUGCAGCACGAGGCAAAAUCAUCAAGUACUCAAAAGGAAUUGUGCAGUUCCUAGCAUGAUAUUUUUUGCAAUAAACUGAAAUAAAAGCACAAUGCCCCUGCACAGGAUCGAUAACAUUCAUAAGUUACAGGAAGUUUAUAACUCUAGUAUGUAAAAAUAAGAGUUAAAAUAUCACAUAAAACAUAUGGAAAUAAAAAUUAGAAUUGCAAAGGGUUGUUUAGUACCACACAAGUAGAUGCUACGGAAGCACAAAUAACAAAACCAUCUUCCACCUUAUACUGUCCAAAUGUAACUUGUAAACAGCAUCACAAAUAGUUUUUGUUUAAUAAUUUUAAAUGGUUUCAGUAUGUAAGAUGUUACGGACUCAGUGAAAGUCCCUUUAAGAUAGAGAGUGUGUGUGUAUGUGGGGCGUGCUUACGUCAAUAGAAGAUAAAGGACGUAAUGACGUGGUUGAAGAAGUUAGAAGAAGAAGGAGAGAGAGAGAAGGGAGAGAGACACCAGCCUGCUUGUUUUCUCUAUCGAUGGAUGAGAAACAAUAACUGUGUUUGCCACUGAAAUCCAUGUAUGGAAGUUGGAAGUAAUCCGGUGGAGUUCACUUUGUUGCUGACCUGUAGAAGGAAACAAGUAUUUGUAUGUGGAUGACCACGGUUCGGGUGCUUUUCGGGGUGAGGAAGUCACUACCGAGUAAACACUGAAGUGUCGUUUGGGUUCCAUCAUGGAACAUUUGGAUUUCGUAUGUACUCUCUCUAUGUUUUUCUACAUCUACAUCUUAUCUUCAGACAACGGUGGUUGUUGAAGAAGCCCUUGCUCAUGUUUCACCUUAUGGCUUGCGGAACUAAACUUUAAGAACCAUUCCGGAACUGGGAGUUUUGGACUUUGUCACACACACACGAAGAGUUUAGUUUUGGGGUUAAUGUUCGAGGUUUAACAUUUUUGAAUUCUAACAUACUAACAUUUUGACUUUUAUUUUACGUAUUAUCAUAAGUAGUGAUUAAUAAAAUAGUUUUUAACACUGAAUCAUGCUCAGUGUGUUUCUUUUGUUGCUGGUUCGUGACAAAGAGCAUAAAUGUGUAACCUUUACCUUUAAUUGUAUGCUGUUAUGAGGCUGCAGAUAUAUCUGCAAGGCGCAAUGGGGUAUUUGUCCAUAAGUAAACAAGUUUGAUGUUUGCUGUUUAAUAUAAAAAUGUCAAUUGCUUUACAACUUUGAAAUUCAGAACAAUGGUAUGAGGGUGAAGAGAGGUCAGAUAGAAAGAUAGUAUUUUGCUAGUCAACAGCCCCAUAGAACUUGGGGGUCUGCUGUAGUUGCAAUUAUGGAGAACAUCUGUCCUGGCCAAUGAGCUUCCACAGUCCCUUGGGGCAGAUCAUUUCAAACAAUCACCACACUUUGAUUGAAGAACUUUCACCUCAACUCAGUCCCAAAUGGCCUCCCUCUCAUUUUGAGGCUGUGACCCCUGGUUUUAGGCUCCUCAGUGAAGGGAAACAUUCUCCACACAUCUGCCCUGUUGAGCCCACUAAGCACUUGGUAUGUUUCACUGUUGUCAUCUCUCAUUUCGCCAAACUCUAGAAAAUAGAGGCCGAAUUUUCUCAAUCCCUCCAUCCCAGGAAUCAGUCCCUCUGUAGGAAGUGUAUCAUUGCAAGGAGAUCAAAAUUGUAGGUAUUCUCCAGGUGUGCUCUCCCCGAGGUCCUAUGCGAAGGAUGAAGGACGGGAACAAUUAAUUACUACAAACACAGGAAAUGCUGGAAAGCUCAGCCGCAGGUUGUGCAGAAAGAGCGUUAACAUUUCUCAUCCAUGACCUUCAAGGAUGACACGAAAGGUAAUCGAGCCGAAACUUCCUUUUUCCUCAAGAUUUUCCCGACGUGCGAGUAUUUCCAACAUUUGUUUCUAUUUCAGACUUCCAGCAUCCGCAGAAUUUUGCCUUUGACGAUUAAAUGGCAAAAUAAAUAAAAUAAGACAAGAAACAAUAUAAAAUCUUGCAUUUAUAUAAUGUAGGGCACGAGGAAGAACUAAACUCGCUGCAGAAAGGGGGUUUAAGGAUUGGAGAGGCGUGAAUGAACAACCCCCUCAGGUGAUUUGUUGCAGUGUAAGCCGAGUCCCUGGAACGAUCUGCCCACAGCGUUUCCCCGAGCGGGGAGAUGUUUACUGUGGUUAACACGAGUUACUGAAAGUCUGGCUCCGUCCGCCAACUAUCGGAGGAAGACACCAAGAGAUACAGAAGGGAACCCACCGUGGUCCUCUUGCAUCAAUCCGACCGGCGAGGAUCCGAGGUCGCCCGCAAUGGAGGCUAUUGGCGGCCGCUUCACACGUUGACGGCGACGAACGGUUGUCCCGCCAGCUCGAGUUGGGCGCCACGCGACGCCGCGCGGGGCGGUGGCGGUUAGAAUUUGAACUAUGCUCACAGCGGACGGCCAGCGGCUGGAGCGGCGGGCGCGGCACGGCGGAGCCUGAUUCGCUGGCCCGAGAGCCGGUCGGCGUGCACGCGCGUGUGCACGAGCCAGCGUGGGAGGGGAGACGGAGUCGAGCAUAUCGCUGUCAAGAAGAAGGUUUUCCUCCUUCUUUCCCUCCCCUCCUUCCCUCUCGCCCCUUUCCCACCCCGGUCCGCCCUUGUCGCGGCUGCCCCGUCCCCUCUUCUUUUCCUUCCUCCCUCCUUCCCUUCCCGGACAUGGCCAGCGAACAUGACCUGACGCCUGAAUCUCGGCCGCCGCCCGUCGACCAGGACCAAAGCUGUGGUCUGUGUGGCAAAAUGGAGAAGCUGCUACUGUGCGGGCGAUGCAAAAGGUCUUUCUAUUGCAGCAAAGAGCACCAGAAGCAGGACUGGAAGAAGCACAAGCAAGUCUGCAAGGAGGCGGUGAGCCGUCAGGGCCGAGCGGCGGGCGAGGUGAACAGUAACAACCAGCUGCCGCGGCCGCCCAUUGCACCAGAUCCCGUGAACGGGCAGCAGUCGGAGAGGAGCCAAGACACCCUGGGGAUGGUGGGCCACCUGCUAACCGGACCUGGCAUCAGGAGUCGGAGUCACAGGGGGCCACAUGGACUGAGCGGCGGCUCCCAGAUGCUGGUCCUGGAGUACAUCGUGCCCUGCAUGAACAAGCACGGCAUCUGCGUGGUGGACAACUUCCUGGGCGAGGAGACGGGCGACGGUGUGCUGAGGGAGGUGAGGGAACUGCACCGCAGCGGCCGUUUCACUGACGGCCAGGUGGUCAACCAGAAAGGAGACUCCUCCAAGGACAUUCGCGGCGACCAGAUCACCUGGAUAGAUGGCAAGGAGCCGGGCUGCACGCAAAUUGGGAUCCUAAUGAACAACAUGGACGAUCUGAUCAGGCAUUGCAACGGGAAACUGGGCAGCUAUAAUAUUAAUGGCAGGACGAAAGCAAUGGUUGCAUGUUACCCAGGCAAUGGAACAGGAUAUGUACGUCACGUUGAUAAUCCUAAUGGAGAUGGACGAUGUGUCACAUGUAUCUAUUACCUGAAUAAAAAUUGGGAUGCGCAGGUGAAUGGAGGUCUUCUUCGAAUUUUUCCAGAAGGCAAAUUACAGUUUGCUGAUAUUGAACCAAAGUUUGACAGGCUCCUAUUUUUUUGGUCUGAUCGACGUAACCCACAUGAAGUACAGUCAGCUUUUGCCACAAGGUACGCCAUAACAGUCUGGUAUUUUGAUGCAGAUGAGCGAACACGAGCUAAAGACAAAUAUUCUACAGGUGAAAAGGGAGUAAAAGUUGAAUUAAAUAAACCUUCGAAUUUGAAAGAAGUUUGACACUUCCUUCUCCUUUUCCAUUGAGAUAUAAAAUUUAUCUCAUGAAUGUUGCCAAGUGAGUGGAUGAAGAAUACAAUACCUACAGUUUGUGACUGAGGAUGGAAAUUCAGCAACAAAAUGUCAUGCAAGAAUGGAUCCUGAAUGCCAAGGCUUUGCAUUAUACUCAUUAUCUCCUGGAUAUUUUUGUUUUGUGUGAAGAAUGCUCUGGUUGGAGCAGUAACAGAAAUACCCAAGCUGGAAUGGAGUGGCACAAAAAUGCCAGAAAUUAUUCAAAUGCUCUCAAUUUGUCAUAUUUUAUCUAUUAGUCAUAGAAUCUAAUUCCUAUAUUUCAUUAAUUUGGGGAUAAUUUGAAGAAUAAAAUUUAUGCUGAUGUUAGAUCAAGAAAUCUGCAGUAAUGAUGAUCAUAAAAGUAUUGAUUUUUCUUCCUGAUUUCAAUUUCAGUCACUGGUGAGAAAAUAUGUUGCAAUAUUUCCUGAGCUCAAUUAUAACUUUCAUUAUAGCCAUCUAUCACCAGCAGUAUUUUUAAAAAAAGACUGUUCCUCAGUUUUGAGCAACAAAUACAUGCCUUCCAGCCUUCCAAAUGGUCUAUUUUUCUGUUAUUUCCCUCGGCUUAUUCCAUUCCUUAACCAUCUUCCGUGUGCUUUCAUUGUUUUAUCACUUUUAAUUUUGUGACUUUUGCCAUCAGUAAGGUCCCCAAUUUUUAUUCUUGUGAACUUGUUGCAGUUAUAACUGACCUGCCACUGAGACUAUUACCUGACAAGUGUUGAGAUUCAUUGCAAGAUUCCAUAUGUCAGAGGGAGAGAGAGAGAGAGAGAGACUAAACAGGAUUUUAUUUUUGAAUCUAAAAUGAUGAUUUGGGUCAUCCAUGGGAUAAACUACUUGUGACUAUAUAGAUUGUUCUCCUAAAAAAAUUGGUUGUAAAACAUUUUUGAAUAUGUUAACCAGAUAAAAUAUUUACACAAUCUUUAACCAAGAUGUCAAAUACUUAAUGGGUUUGGAUGCUGUUUUAUUUGUACAUUGAUUACUUUGGAGCAGUGUUUUGUUACAUUAGUCUCAACAGCCCCCUCAUUUUCUUCAAUCAUUAUUUAAAUAAGAAUAAAUCAGUGAACUGAUUCUGAACACCGCUUUUUUAAUUCCAUAUAUUUUCUGAAUGGACUCAAUUUGAAUAUUUUCUGAAUGGACUCAAUUUGAAUAUUUUCGGCUGAGACUGCAUCUACGUAAUGUAAUAUUGAAUGCUUUCAGCACUUACAGAUGAGUUGCCACAGUGGUGCAUUGUUGCCUUUUCCACAUGGUAAAGCACCUAGCUGCUGCUUUUUCUGACAGUAUAUUUUAAAAUUCCCUGUGACAUGAGGGCUGUAUAGCUAAAGAUUCCAUAGCAUGCACAUAAAUAACUGCUAUUUAGUAUUGUUGAACAUUAUAAUAUAAAAGUGUUAAUUAUGAAAUGAAUUGCCAGCUUGUAAAAGUUGCAAAAAAAAUUAAAUCCUUUAUCGUUGGUUACUGAAACCAAGUGUUAUUACUUUGACUUUGUGGAAAAAAUUGAGUUGAUGGAACUAACGUGGUAUGAGGAAAAUGUGUUUAGUUUAUGCUGAUGUAUUUUCAAAAUGACAUUUUACAAAAAAAAAUCAAUAAUAGUUCAGUAGAAAAAAGGGAGAAGAAUGGAGACUAAUUAACUUUGAGUAGUUACUCUACGUGACAAAUCUGACAAAGUACCAUUAAAAAUCAGAUUGAUUUGGAUGACUUUUUCAGAAGAGGAAUAUCUCAGGAAUGAGGAAAAGAUUAUUUCUUUCUGAUGAAGGGUUGUAGACCUGAAACAUU
Molecule: messenger RNA, 6017 nt
Organism: Pristis pectinata (smalltooth sawfish)
Lineage: Eukaryota; Metazoa; Chordata; Chondrichthyes; Rhinopristiformes; Pristidae
Gene: egln1a
Product: egl-9 family hypoxia-inducible factor 1a
Exons: 5
Coding region: 3117-4202 (361 amino acids)
Biological process (GO): peptidyl-proline hydroxylation to 4-hydroxy-L-proline; cellular response to hypoxia
Cellular component (GO): nucleus; cytoplasm
Molecular function (GO): peptidyl-proline 4-dioxygenase activity; ferrous iron binding; L-ascorbic acid binding
Source: RefSeq, a predicted model, not a curated record